AUGGCCGGCGAGAGCCGCCUCCCCAUCUGCUCAGACUCGCAGGAGCCAGGGAAGGAGGUGGAGGCUGACAAGCCCACAGCUAGUCCCCCAGCAAGCCAUGCUCCCCCAAAGACACCUGCGCGGACAGCCGCCAAGAGGAAAACAUCCCUGACAUCGGAUCUUCCCCUGCCACUACCACUGCCCCGGCCUGUACCCUGGGGUCGAGACAUUGCAGCUCUUCCCAGCACUGGGAAUGCCACUGGGGCCCACAGCCUGAGAGCAGACUCAUCAAAUCCUAAAGAGGGACUGACCCCUAAAAUCCCCCGUGGCUGUUUGUCUGCCCCUACUGACUCUGCUCCUCAUAAUACCCCUGCUGCUAAUUUGGGGGUUCGAAAGGUUUUUGUCACACUUGCCCCCAGGGUAUCUUCUCGUGUGGCCACUCGAAUGGCUACACAUGAUGAUAUUGUUGACAUGGAUACAACACCACCUUCAGAGGCAGUAAUUUUUACAUCUCCCCUAGUUUCCAGCAACAACUCCUAUACAUCUUCCCAGGCCUCCUGUAGCCUGCAGCAGGGGCACAUUCUGAGUGGGCCAGUACCUACCAUCCCACCUACACCCCACCCCUAUCCAUCCCCCCAGGUCCCCUACAUCCUGUGUCAGGGGCAUCUUCCAAAUGGACCAGUCCCCACAAACCUCCCUCCACCCCAACCUUAUCCUUUUCCUCCAGUCCCGUGUAGUCUGGAUCAGGGACAGCUGAUGAUGAGGCCAGUUCCCACUAACCCACCUCUGCCUAUGGUCCCCUAUCAACACUUUGUACCUCAGACCAAUGUCAUCCCUAAAGUGCCCCAGCACAGUGUGCCUAUCCCCCUGUCUACAGUUCCUUCUGUCCCUUCCAACAUGGGCUCAGUCACCGUCCCUGUUUCUGGAGGCAAUGCUUCCUUACCAGCUAAAUCACCCACGGAUGAUGAUAGUGCUAUGGAUACAACACCUCCUUCACAGGCAUCAAUUUUUCAAUCUCCUGUAUCAAUGAACAACCACCCUGCAUUGAACCAGAUGCCUCCUGCUUCUAAUAACCAGCCACAUAUGCAACUACCCAGACAUACCACCAUGCAAUCCAUCACAUCAUCGUCCUCUGCAGUGAACCCUGCAGUCAUCACCCCACAAGCCUCUUCUACAAACUCUCAGAGUGCUGUGUACACUGCCACACCUACAACGGAUAGCAUGAAAAUCCCCACGUUGACAGCUGCCCAUGUCAGUUGCUCAGUCAACACAAACCCAGAGGCCUUCUCCCAGGAGCUGCAGAACGGGGAGCAGUGGGGCUACACAGAAGGCAGACAGGCAGAGGGAGGGGAAUAA
This is a messenger RNA of Dipodomys ordii (Ord's kangaroo rat), 1335 nucleotides long. RefSeq names its product SH3 domain-containing protein C23A1.17-like. Bases 1 to 1335 code for a protein of 444 amino acids. The record is from RefSeq and is a predicted model, not a curated record. The transcript is spliced from 5 exons. NCBI's taxonomy places the organism in Eukaryota, Metazoa, Chordata, Mammalia, Rodentia, Heteromyidae.